GAAAGAGUUAGCUAGCUGAACGCUUUUCUGAUGUGAUUUGAUCUUUUCUGUAAUCCAUUCAGGAGGAACAUCUCAACACAAGGAACAUCAAUAUUUACUCGUCAUGGCUGAUGCCAGGAUUAAACGGCCAGUGGAACAACUCCAGCAAUUGUCCUCGCCGUCCUUUGGUUUCUCACGGAGGAGUGAGAUGGAUUCUCCUCGAUAUAAUCUCAAGGAGAUGAUCUCCACGUCACACGUCUGCUGAAGAGUUUCAUAUGUUGGUGUAGUCUUUUAGUAGAUCCUGGAUCACUGCAGAUAUGCUCCAGACCAAUAACUACUCACUGGUGCUGCUGACCCAGCUGGCACUGCUGACCUUUGACCUGUUCGUCAACUCCUUCAGUGAACUGCUGCGGGCCGCGCCGGUCAUACAGCUCGUGCUCUUCAUAAUUCAGGACAUCGGCAUCCUGUUUAACGUGAUCAUCAUUCUUCUCAUGAUGUUUAACACAUACGUGUUCCAGGUGGGGCUGGUGUCACUGUUACUGGAGCGGUUCAGAGCGCUGCUGAUAGUUUCUGCACUCUACCUGACCCUCAGCAUCAGCUUUCACUGCUGGGUCAUGAACCUGAGGUGGAUGGAGUCCAGUGGGUUCGUGUGGACAGACGGUCUGCAGGUUCUCUUUGUGUUCCAGAGACUGGCUGCUGUGUUGUAUUACUACUUCUACAAACGCACGACCGAGUACCUGGGAGACCCCAGACUUUACGAAGACUCCCCGUGGCUCCGUGAUGCAUUCGCUAGAGCACCACAGUGAAACCAACCCAAAAUGGUGCACCAGGAACCUUAACGUUGUGCAUUAAAAACCAUUUCAGGAAACUGAACGGAUGGACUCAGUCAGAGCCCCGCCACCUUAAAACAAACUUAAAACUGUAGGAAAGAGCCAAGAUGGCUUCUGUGGUGCACAAGGGCAAAUGGAUAGAUCACAUUUUGUGUUUUUAAUGAUUGAAGCAUAAGACGUCUGAAUAUCUCUAAACAGAUUUUAGGUGUAAAGCUACAGUUAUCAUAAAUUGCUUCUUACCUGUUGGUUGCGUAGACAUCUUGUUGUGUAACAUUGUAGAACGUACAAAAAUGAACAGCUUUGAUCCUACGAGAGAUUUCGUUUGCCUUUGAAACGACGAGUGGAAUUUGGUCUGAGUAAUUGUGUAUUAUUUAUGUUUUUUGUGUAUCAUGCCCAUUUUUAAAACAUUUUGUUUGUAAUAUGACACACAAACUGACACGCGUUCGGCAUAUUUCCAGUAAAUUAUCGACGAAGCAUUAACAAAGUGCCUCAGUGUUCACCUAACACUGCACAAAGUGAGUAAACAGCAGAGCGUCAGUGCACUUGUUAUGCUGUAAUAGAGAUCAUAUUCUUCUGGUGUUGUACUAAUAAACAUUUUCCACUGGCCUGA
Messenger RNA from Carassius carassius (crucian carp), 1419 nucleotides. RefSeq names its product transmembrane protein 138-like. The record is from RefSeq and is a predicted model, not a curated record. NCBI's taxonomy places the organism in Eukaryota, Metazoa, Chordata, Actinopteri, Cypriniformes, Cyprinidae. The transcript has 4 exons. Gene Ontology annotation, cellular component: cilium. The coding region runs from base 297 to 785 and encodes 162 amino acids.